AUGGAUUUUUAUCCACAAUUUUCUGAUGAGAGGCAAGCUGUAACUAUGUCUGAAUAUAAUCUUAUUGGAAAAGUUCGAUUAGUCGAAAGAAAAGCUUUUGUGUCUCCGAAGGAGAUAAUUUUGUCUUCAUUAAAAUUAGAGUCUCUAAGUCGUGAGUGUGAUAAAUCAGGAGACAUAUAUCCAGAUUUCAAUGAUAUUUAG
Clunio marinus is the source of this 201-nucleotide messenger RNA. Lineage: Eukaryota; Metazoa; Arthropoda; Insecta; Diptera; Chironomidae. The record is from the annotation of a GenBank genome assembly.